GAUAAUUGAAUUGAUUCUCUCACAUUUGAGCAUUAAUGAAAUGCAACCAACUUUUCUCAAUUUUCUUUACUUAUUAUUAGCUUAGAUUCAAAACACAAAAAUUAUACUCUACUUGUACUAAGCUAAGCUACAAAAAAUGAAAAACUCAACAAAACUACUAGUAUUCUUGUUCCUAAUUACAAGUUUGGUAUCAAUCCAAAUUACUUUAUCCAAUGCUCAACCUCCCUUAAUUGAUCCUUACGCAUUUUUCCACAUAAUUCCGAACCCGGAUGGCUCAAUCACUCGAAUCAAAGAGUAUUACCCGACCGUUCCACCCAACACAUCCUCUAACAUUGCUUUCUCUAGAGAUGUCCCUCUGAACCCCGUUAAAAAGACGUGGGUUCGACUCUACUUACCCAACAAGUCCGAUAACUAUAACCUUCCAAUAGUUGUUUUCGCUCAUGGUGGUCAGUUCAUUCUAUUGAGCACGGCCACCCCUCAAUUUGAUUCAUUUCUCUCAAACACAGCGAAUAAUCUUAACGUGUUAGUUGUCUCGGUUGAGUACCGGCUAGCCCCCGAGCACCGCCUUCCUGCUGCCUACGACGACGUUUUGGAUGCCUUGUAUUGGGUGAAGGAAAAAAAUGACGAGUGGGUGAGAAAAUAUGGAGAUGCUUCUAGGUGCAUUUUGAUGGGCGAGAGUGCAGGGGGCAACAUUGUAUACAACGUAGGAUUACGAGCGUCUGUUCUAACCAACGAGCUAAGGCCGUUGGUUAUCCGAGGUUCGGUUCUAAUACAACCGUUUUUUGGAGGAUCAAGUCGUAAUAAGGAUGGUAAUUUUCAAGCAGUGGAUGAUUUAUUGUGGCAUAUGUCUCUACCCCUUGGAGCUAAUUGGAACAACCCUUACUUUAACCCUAUGUACGGUGGCGGAUCGUGUAAUUUGGAUAGAAUCAAAGGUUUGGGUUGGAGGAUUGCAAUUGCGGGUUGUGAUGGGGACUUCAUUUUUUACAGGCAAUUGGAGGCGUUUAAAUUUCUUCAGAGACGAGGGGUGAAUGUUGUUGGUAAUUUUAGUAGAGGGUUUUACCAUGGUGUUUUUAUUGGUGAUGCUACUAAAGCUCAAAUGCUUUAUCAAUUUGUAAGGAAUGUAUUUUCACCUUAUGUAACUUCUUGAUGUGAAAAUGCAUUCUUAAUUGUGCAUGUUAUCUUAUUAUAGUAAGUCUUGACUCACAUAUAUAUAUUUCAAAUCAUAUAGAGUCCAUUAGUGUGGUUUCUGGCUAAUAAUCUACUAGUCUAUGCAAAGUUGCUGAAUUAUUCA
Chenopodium quinoa (quinoa) is the source of this 1291-nucleotide messenger RNA. Its product is annotated as probable carboxylesterase 120. Gene Ontology annotation, molecular function: hydrolase activity. The transcript has a single exon. The coding region runs from base 137 to 1147 and encodes 336 amino acids. Lineage: Eukaryota; Viridiplantae; Streptophyta; Magnoliopsida; Caryophyllales; Amaranthaceae. The record is from RefSeq and is a predicted model, not a curated record.